UUGAGAAGUACUAAUGUCAAUGAUGUCCAUUUACUUAUGAAAAAGUAUUUAUUAAAUGUUUUACGUACCAUUGUAACCUUAUAAAUGCGUAAUUGCGUGUUUCAAAACGUCAGUUUAACUGGCUGAGUGGAAUGACAGACUAGUCGUGGUACCGGCAGUGUGGUCAUUUCAUUCCUAAUCUGUUUGCUGUAAAUAGCAAAUCUAGACGCACAGGCACCCGUUUCGUAAAUUUGAAGACAACAUUGUGGGCCCAUGAAAAGCGGCAGUUGUGUUGUUUGAAACGACUUGCAUUACAAAUACAAACGAGGUCAUGCAGAGUGCACUUUCAGAGAGUCGUCGUCAUGGAGCCAGCGUGCCGCAAAGACAAGCAGAAGCAGAAGGAGACCCCGAACAGAGGGGAUAACGGCAAGGCCAAGCAGAGAUCUGCGCAGCAGGAACUGAAGCAGAGACAGAGGGCAGAGAUUUACGCCUUGAACAAAGUGAUGACCGAACUGGAGCAGCAGCAGUUUGAGGCGUUCUGUAAGCAGAUGCAGUCACAGGGGGAGUGAUGUGGAGCUCCAGGGCUUCAGAGGGGACCCUUCCAGUACCUGGAUGGAAACAGAAGAUGCUAUUUUGAAGCAAGUUCGAAGUUUGCCCUGAAAAGUUAAAAAAAAAAAAAAAAAAGACUAUUAUAAGCUUUCAAACUGGUGUCAAAGUCCCAGUUCAAAUCGUGUUAGCUCUGCUCUGCUGCCCAUGGAUAUCAGCAAGUUAGCUGCUUCUUGCUAGAUUUAUAAUGUGUGUUUUGUUUUGCAUUCAGAAAUGGGGUCAGCUUGGCAUUGUUAGGCCCAUAGGGUGAGUUGCAACAUUCCACUUGAACUGGUUAAACUGAGGUGUAGCCUGAAAAUAAGCAUGUGGGCACAACAUCUACAUAUCAAUUGAGAUAAUCGGAGUCAGAGAUUCAGCUUCAGCGUACCAGCAGUGGCUCCAUUUAGUCUCAUUUCAAGUUUUAACAUAGACCAUGCCUUGUGAGGUUUUACUGUGCUUUGCAUUUCAAACGGUUUUCAAAUAUUUGAACGAUAUGAAUGAGGUUUUAGUGGUUUUUUUUUUUUUUUUAAUGUAAUUUAAGGCUAACAUUUAAAACUGUGGCGUUAGUUACAAGUGAACUUUGAUUUUGUGGUUUGCAUUGCCCUUUUAAAUGCUAUUCAAGUGGAUCUUGGUGCACUCCACAAGGAACAUUGUUUUGCUCAAUACUGAGGUUAAUUGUUAGACAAUUGUUAUAUAUAUAUAUAUAUAUAUAUAUAUAUAUAUA
This is a messenger RNA of Acipenser ruthenus (sterlet), 1288 nucleotides long. Its product is annotated as small vasohibin-binding protein. The record is from RefSeq and is a predicted model, not a curated record. Lineage: Eukaryota; Metazoa; Chordata; Actinopteri; Acipenseriformes; Acipenseridae. The transcript has 4 exons. Gene Ontology annotation, cellular component: apical part of cell. Gene Ontology annotation, biological process: negative regulation of protein ubiquitination; protein secretion. Bases 342 to 548 code for a protein of 68 amino acids.